Messenger RNA from Lindgomyces ingoldianus, 1772 nucleotides. Its product is annotated as phosphoribosylaminoimidazole carboxylase. Lineage: Eukaryota; Fungi; Ascomycota; Dothideomycetes; Pleosporales; Lindgomycetaceae. Bases 54 to 1772 code for a protein of 572 amino acids. Gene Ontology annotation, molecular function: ATP binding; phosphoribosylaminoimidazole carboxylase activity; metal ion binding. Gene Ontology annotation, biological process: 'de novo' IMP biosynthetic process. The record is from RefSeq and is a predicted model, not a curated record. The transcript has a single exon.
CCUCAACCCAGCAUCCCACGUCUCAUUCUUUCCUUUCUUCUGCAACCAUCAUCAUGGACAACCGAACCGUCGGCGUCCUCGGCGGGGGCCAACUUGGUCGCAUGUUCAUCGAAUCCGCUAACCGGGUCGGUGUGAAAGUCAUCAUCCUAGAUGGUGACUCCGCGCCCGCGAAACAAAUCUCAGCCCAUGGCGACCACAUCUCCGGCUCUUUCAAAGACGCUGCAGCGGUCAAGAAGCUUGCACAAAUAUGCGAUGUCAUUACCGUGGAAAUCGAGCACGUGGAUACGCAGAUGCUAGAAGAAGUGGCGGAUGAUGGAGGUGUUGUUGUGGAGCCGCAUUGGAGUACCUUGAGGAUUAUUAAAGAUAAGUUUAGGCAGAAGAUGUGGUUGAAAGAUCAUGGGGUUGAGGUGGCGGAGAGUGUGGAUCUUGAGGGAUUAGGAGGGGGAGAGGAAGGGAUGGUGGGUGUGUGUAGACGCUUGGGGUUUCCGUGUAUGGUGAAGAGUAAAACGGAGGCGUAUGAUGGGCGGGGAAAUUUCGUGGUUAAGAGCGAGGAAGAUUUUGCCAGAGCGAAGAAGGCUUUGGGGGAUAGACCGUUGUAUGCGGAGCGCUGGGCGGAGUUUUGUAUGGAGCUUGCGGUUAUGGUAGUGAAGACGAAAGAUGGGGUUAAAACGUUUCCGACGGUCGAAACAGUGCAUGAGGAUAGUAUCUGCAAACUCACGUAUGCACCGCCGCGGAAUGUGUCUCGCGAGACGGCGCAGCGAGCGCAGGAGUUGGCGAAGAGAGCGGUUGCGGCGUUUGAAGGCAAAGGCGUGUUCGGGGUGGAGAUGUUCUUACUUAAAGAUGACAGUUUGCUUGUCAACGAGAUUGCACCGCGGCCGCAUAAUUCGGGUCAUUACACCAUCGAAGCGUGCCCAUUGAGCCAGUACGAUGCUCAUCUUCGCGCGAUUCUAGAUCUCCCGGUCCCGGAGCAUGGGUUGAGACUCAGAGAGCCGGCGGUUAUGCUCAAUAUCCUCGGUGGCCAGACUCCGGAUUCGCAUGUACAAAUCGCACAGCAAGCGCUUGAAUCCCCAAAUGCUUCGAUCCAUCUCUACGGUAAAGGCGAAGCGCGCCCAGGGCGCAAAAUGGGGCAUAUUGUCGUAACGGCGCCAACGCUCUCGGCCGCAGAACGUGAAAUGCAACCACUCAUCGAUGCGGUCGAUGCUCAAAAAGGCGAGCCCAAAGUCAUUCCCCAGACCCCAUCGCUAUCCCCAGAUGAACCACUCGUCGCAGUAAUAAUGGGCUCCGACUCGGACCUCCCAAUCCUCCGCCCAUGUUUCCAGAUCCUAACCACCCUCUCCAUCCCCUUCACCACCCGCAUCACCUCUGCCCACCGCACACCCGACUGGCUCCGCACAUUCUCCAAAACGGCUUCAUCCACCAGUCUCCGCGUCAUCAUCGGCGCAGCCGGUGGCGCAGCCCAUCUCCCCGGCAUGUGCGCCUCAUGGACGACAUUACCUGUCAUCGGCGUCCCCGUGAAAGCCACUCAUUUGGAUGGCGUCGACAGCCUGUAUUCGAUGACGCAGAUGCCAAGGGGAGAGCCGGUUGCGACGGUAGGCAUUAAUAAUUCGACGAAUGCAGCGUUAUUAGCGGUCAGAAUUUUAGGGGCGAGCGAUGAAGGGGUGAGGGAGAGGUUGAGGGUGUGGAUGGAGGGGAAUGAGAAGGAAGUGUUGAGAAAGGAUAAGGCGUUGUUUGAGGGGGGGUGGGAGGCUUAUUUGGAGGGGAUGGGGAAGUAG